This is a messenger RNA of Podospora pseudopauciseta, 3351 nucleotides long. RefSeq lists its product as uncharacterized. NCBI's taxonomy places the organism in Eukaryota, Fungi, Ascomycota, Sordariomycetes, Sordariales, Podosporaceae. Gene Ontology annotation, molecular function: protein binding. Bases 1 to 3351 code for a protein of 1116 amino acids. The transcript has a single exon. The record is from RefSeq and is a predicted model, not a curated record.
AUGGCGGGACCUCGCCGCCUGGGGUCCAGGACAAGAUGGACGGCAACAGCACUCGUAUUUUCCACGCUGGCUUCGGCGCAGCUUCCAUACAUUCCAACAACGAUUCUUCUCCCACCACCAGACAAGAAUGGGCAUCCCAUCGGCGCAGCUUACAUCUUCACGCCCACCGGAGACGAUAGCGCCGUCGAGCUCUUGUCACUGAACCUUUCAUCUCUCACCACAACAGUGUUAUCCACCCCCCCCAUCACCGGCGCCUUCACGCCGACUAUCUUCGCCAACGGCACCUUGGGUAUUUUCGCCGGCGACUGCUCCUCCCAGUCCGAUGGCUCCCUCUGGACAUGGUCCCCAGACUCAGCAUCAUCAACCCCUCCCCGAUGGCACCCCCACCCCCAACCCUCUCUUACGCCCUUCCACCUGGGAAGUACAAUCUCCUUUUCCCUCCAGCUGGCUCCUGCUGUCUCCCCGCCGACCCUUUACCUGUACGGGGGUAUGUGUCCCUUCACCAACCUCUCCGACCCCAUCCCUUACGACAGCCAGCAAUCCUCGGCCAUCUACUCCAACUCCAUGUUCCGCCUCCCCCUUUCAGCCCCCUCAACCACCUCCUCCCAAGAAGGGGAAUACCUCUCCUCCCCCGGCCCCCCCAUCCCAAACGCGGGGUUCACCCUCACCGCCCUGCAGCCCUCCCUCUCCAACCGGACCACCGCGUCUGGAGAACGAGCCCUGACCCAGCAAAACGGCUGGGUUUUGCUUGGUGGACACACCCAACAAGCAUUUAUCAACAUGAGCACCGCUGCAGUCUGGUCACUGCCUGAAGAAACGUGGAGUUUUAUCCCUAUUCACGGAGACAAGAAAGUGGACAGUCGGAGCGGGCACACUACUGUUUUGAGUGAGGAUGGGACGAAGCUGGUGAUUUAUGGAGGGUGGGUGGGGGAUAUGGGGCAGAGGGCGGAGCCGGAGGUGGUGGUGGUCGAUAUGGGGUUGGGGGGGUUGGGGGAUUGGGCAUGGGCGGAUGGAGAGGGAGUAAAAGGAAGUGGCGAGGGGGAAGGGAGAUACGGGCAUGGGGCUGCGGUGCUGCCGGGGGAUGUUAUGGUUGUUUAUGGGGGCUGGAGGAUCGGUGGGGAGGAGAUGAAGAGAAAGAGACAGGACGGGGAUGGGGAGGGGUUGAGGUUUUUGGAUUUGAAGAGGAUGGAGUGGGUUGAUGAGUAUGUACUUCCAAACCCGAGUUCGAGUUCGGCGGGGAGUGGGCAGGGGGGUGAGGGAAGCGAGGGGAGCGGAUCGGGCGACGACGGCCAGGGAGAAGGGGGUGACGAGACCAAGAAGACGCAGAUUGGUCUUGGUGUUGGACUGGGUGUUGGGUUUCUGGUCUUGUUUUCGGUGGCUGUGUUCAUUUUUUGGCGUCGGCGCCAACAGCAAACUCGCUCUCGAAACGAUGCCCUCCGGGAUUUGUCACAGGGUAUCAAUGGUUCCCUCCCGAGGGGGAUUACGUCGGAUGAUAAUGACGACGAGAUGCUUGAGCGGGAACACGGGUUGAUGCUCCCUUGGACUGCGGCUUCGGCCAGGGAAUGGUACAUUGGUGGCGGCGACCCCUAUUCUCAAGGGCGAAAGUCACUAGCUUACGAGGGUUUGCGAGGUGGAGUCAGAAAGACCGGGGGCUCUUUGUAUAUGCCACCACCACCACCCUCGGCGAAGAACGCGAGAGGUUUAUACCAGCCGACCAACAAGUCGACAUCGUACGAAUUUGGGCCCGGAGGAGGAGCAGGCCGGUCAAAUCUCAUCUCGCCGAUUUACGAAGCCGACGAGGACGACGAGGGCGACCUCGGCCAGCAACCCCGGCACCGUAACCUUGGCCGUGCGAGCCCAGAAAAGCCACGGGACUCGUCCGAGGAUGACGACCCGUUCUUGACGCCGACAGCAGCCACCACCCCCAUCGGCGGCUUCUUCCCCCCACCGAGCAUCAGCUCCCGAAGCGGCGGCUCCAGCCCCGAGCGCAAACCACCAGCACCAGCACCACCUCCGAAACCUCAAGAUCCAGAGGUGCAAAACUGGCAAAACGACGUUGAUGUCGCCGACGCAGUACUCGCCGCUAGAAUCGGGAGAAGCAAGUCCAUCGCGGCAAAGACGCCCCCGAGGUUGUAUCUGGGCCGUCAGAAUAGCGUUACUGGCACCCGGUCACCAACCAGAGGACCCGAUACGCCUACUCUCUUGGUUGAGGAACGGACAGGAAGUAACCUUUCUGAAGCGAGCGCAUUCUCGUUUGUUCCUGGUGCGGAGAGACAGCAACUGAGGGUUGCCACGGCCGCUGGGGAGGCCAAGCCAUCCAGCAGUGGCAGUGGAGGCAGCUCCUCCUCUGCACCGACGUUUAGCACCGCGAGGUCUAGUUUUCCUGUUCUGCAGAGCGAAGGCCCGGGGCUGCUGCACGGCGGUCGGCAGGCUGAGACGUAUGAUGACGGGCAGGGCGGGUAUGAGAUUUACAAUUAUGACGGGUACAAAGACGAGGAGGAUGCCGAUUAUGUUUACGUGCCCGGGAGUCCUUCGAAAUCAAAAGCUCCGCAGCGGAGGUCGUGGUUGGGGAGCAUAAGGCGGGUGUUUGAGAAGGGAACGCCGGAGUCGUCGGCGACGGGGGGGAGCAGAGAGGAUCUGAGCAGCCCGGGAGGGCAGCUGGAGGCCGGCACGGGGGUGGAUGGCGGGUUGGUUCGGAGGCAGGGGACGCUGCAAAGACGGAAGCAGAACCGGCAGAGCUGGGGUGGGGAAGAGACGCAGGACGGGGAGUGGGAUGUUGAGCGGGCGGUGGAGCAGAGGUUGGUGCAGGUUAUGUUUACUGUCCCAAAGGAGAGGUUGAGGGUGGUGAAUGCGGAGAUUGAGCAGGAAGGGGAGGUGGGGGAGGUGGUGAGGGAGGGGGAUAGGGAGUUUGACGCCCGGUACUAUGAUACUUGGGAUACGAAUGGACCGCCUGCUCCGACAGAGCAGGACAAGGGGAAGGGCAAGCUGCCCGAGAUUGAGCUGUUACGGCCACCAGAGGGCGAGGAAGACGAGGAGAGAGACAGGAAGAGGGAGUCAGUCGCGGGCAGUAUCACGACCACGCAUACGAUGGGGAUAUCACCUUCCACGUCUUUGCGCCAGGCGGAGAUCAAGACCGAGGGGUUGCACACUGCCGAGGCGGUUAGGUAUGAGAGGUUGGAGGUGAACCCUGGGGUGAGCCUGAGUCCCACUACCAUGACACCAGAGAGAGUCAUGCGACCCAAGAAGUCGAGGUCCAGGGUAUUGGAGAUGGUGGAGAGCAUCGAAACGAAGAGCUCGAGAAGCUCGCUGAGAGGGGGUGAAGAGGACGAGGUGACGCCCAAAAAGGGGUGA